AUGGGACCAACAAUAUCUUCAAAUUUACACUUAGCAUCAAUGUCGAUCGAUCGAGUUUUCAUGAUACUUCACCCCAUCCGCUAUCGUAUUAUAGUUACUCGACGUCAUGUUAUCAUACGUAUAUUGAUAAUUUUCAUAACAGUAAUACUAUUAAUGUUUCCACUCAAUUUUCAUUUCUAUUACGAUAGUAAAACAACAAUAUUUAUUUGUGAGUUCUAUGCACAUAUCGAUCAAUGGAAAUUACGUGUAUGGCCAUUUAUACAUGCUAUAUUAUUUGUUUUAUGUCCAUCAAUACUAACAUGUAUAUCAGCAGUAAUUUUAUUACGAAAUCGUUAUAAUCAUAGAAAAAAACAAAAAAACAAGUUAAGUGAAAGUGCACGACAAAUGGAAAGAAAUUCCGUAGUAUUAUUAUGUAUUUCAAUAGCUAUUUUAUUUUCUUUAUUACCAACUGUUAUUCUACAAAUUUUCAUCGUACAUGAUCUUCUCUUAAAUCAUGCAAGUCUUUGUNCCAUCAAUACUAACAUGUAUAUCAGCAGUAAUUUUAUUACGAAAUCGUUAUAA
Rotaria socialis is the source of this 561-nucleotide messenger RNA. The record is from the annotation of a GenBank genome assembly. Lineage: Eukaryota; Metazoa; Rotifera; Eurotatoria; Philodinida; Philodinidae.